AUGCGCUCAUCGCGGAUAUCAAAGGAUAGUUCUAAACUAUUCGAUCGCAUUACAGAAUCUACUUCACCACCGAGACGAGUUACUAGAUCUGCACUUGCCAAAUUCGCAUUUGUCUCUCCGGAAGAGUCCAAACCGGCGCUCGGCGAUAUUGAAGAUAUUGGAGGCCCUGCUCGGAAGCGAAGACGAGUAACAGCAAAGACUGAAGUUUCAACAUCUCCCCAAGCCGUGAAGUCCGAAUUGGUCGACGAAGCCCUCGAUGGCAUUCCAUCGCCACCAGCAAAGGCGCGCCGUGUUCGCAAACCCGCCCGCAAAGCCGUCGAUGCGACAACAGGUGCAACAAAGAUAGAGCCGCCGUCGGAUUGGGAGGCCAUCUACGAUACUGUGAGAAAGAUGCGGGCGCCUGGCGGACGAGCGCAUGGCGCAGCCGUUGACACCAUGGGAUGCGAACGGUUGGCAGAUCGAAGCGCAUCACCGAAAGACCAAAGAUUCCAUACAUUGAUAGCGCUCAUGCUAUCGAGUCAAACUAAAGACACGGUAAAUGCCGUUGUCAUGAGGAAGAUGCAAACUGAGCUGCCACCGUUCGAGCCCGGAGCGCCCCCGGGAUUAAACCUAAAUAAUAUACUGGCGAUCGACCCCAAACUUUUGAACGAGUUUAUCUGGGCGGUGGGCUUUCACAACAACAAAACAAAGUUUGUGUUGCCCGAUCAGUAUAUCAAGCAAGCGGCUGAGAUACUCCGCGAUAAAUGGGACGGCGACAUCCCUGACACACUCGAAGGCCUCGUAUCGCUACCGGGCGUGGGGCCCAAGAUGGCAUUCCUCUGCUUGUCAGUGGCCUGGGGCAAAACUCUGGGCAUUGGUGUUGAUGUACAUGUCCAUCGUAUCACGAACCUCUGGGGUUGGCACAAAACUAAGAAUCCAGAGGAGACACGCACAACACUACAAUCGUGGCUUCCACAAGACCGAUGGCACGAGAUCAACCAUCUUCUUGUGGGGUUGGGCCAGUCUGUAUGCCUCCCAGUUGGCCGCAAAUGCGGCGAAUGCGAUCUUGGACUCGAGGGACUAUGCAAAGCGGCAGAUCGAGCAAAGGUGUCGGCGGGACGUAAACUCAAAGCGGAAGGGAAAAAGUUGGAGGCUCAAAACGGUGCAGCAGUCAAAACGGAGGCUGCACCUACACAUGCACCUGCAGGUGCACCAGACAUCACAGUGAAAGAAGAGGGUGUUGCAUAA
Molecule: messenger RNA, 1227 nt
Organism: Fusarium sp. VM40
Lineage: Eukaryota; Fungi; Ascomycota; Sordariomycetes; Hypocreales; Nectriaceae
Source: the annotation of a GenBank genome assembly